AUGACCGAGGCAAUUAAGCAUCUUUUUCAGAACACGCUAAACCCCGAUCCACAGAGACGCAGAGAAUCAGAAGAUGAACUGCAAAAACUUGUAUCUAACAAGGAAUUCGUGUAUUCGCUUCCUGGCACCUAUAUGAAGGACAGUGAUCCCAUAAUACGGCAGGUAAGUGCAACGUUUUUCAAGAAUGCUGUCGUUGAAGACCUGAACUUGGAUGCCGUGAACUUGGCGGUUAAGGACCCCCUAAACGCCGGUAUAUACGGGGAAAUCAUCUCACAACACGUAGCUAAGAGCAAGGAGUAUGUUGCCGAGUUCCAAAAUAUAAUAAGAGGUGAUCUCGGCAAAGAGUCGCUGAACACCGCACUUCUGAUCCUGAAUGCGUAUGCGGAGAGAGAUAGGACGAAGUUCUCCAACGCGGCAACCUCCUCGCUUCUACAGGACGUUGAUCCGCUUCUUUUCUUUGGUAAGUUGAAAAAUUGUCAGGAGUUUAGAAAGACGCUCUCCAAAAUAUUCGAUAAUUACUACGUACCGCCACAAAUGCUCGACAGUAACUUCUUGAGAGAGGCUAUUUCUCACGCGUUGACAUACACCGACAAGUAUUCAGCCACCUUUCUCCUGAGAAUUUCUACAAGAUCAUUCAAAGGGCUUUUAAACUGCGACGACAUCCGAAAUGACGAGCGCAUUCUCAACUAUUUCUACUGCCUACGAGGAUAUGACCAGUACAAAGCCGAGUAUUUCAUUUUAUACUGCCAGGAUGAAAAUUCUGAUCGCGUGUUGCGUCAGGAUAUGCUCAAUUCGCUCAUAGAAACGUUAAUAAUACCAAAUUUGGCAUACAAGGACACGGACGUACACGAUGAUCUUAAGUUGAAGUACAAUUACUCCGAUGACACGCAUAACUCUUGCUCGCUGCUGUUCACGGACAUUCUGAAAGUCAGCAACAAACAGGAUGCUAUUCUGCAGUACAUGAAGAAUUUGUUGCGAUCAGAGCAUCCAAAGGAAAGGUACGUGGGAUUGUCGUUGUUUGUGCAGUCUGAGCCUUUGCUACGUGGUUGUAACCUGUAUCCCGACUUUGUUGAGUCUGUUAAGACUUGCUUGGAGGAUCCCUGCGAUUUUAUAAGGUCGCAGGCCUUCUACGCGUUGCAGCUGAUGGAAAUUGGAAGUAUAGGCGAAGACAGGCGAAAAGUGUUUAACAUGGUUCUUGCUGCGCUUAAAAGCAGUGAUGAAAGCAUAAGAACUAACUCGGCGCUUUGUUUGCCCAUAUUCUUCGAUGCCUCAGAUCUCCGAAAUGAUGUGGAACGUAAUUUACCGAUUAUCCUGAAUACUUUGGUCUACAACCCCCUGAAUCUUGAGCAGAUUAGCGAGACACUCGAAACGGUCAUUGAUACGUUUGACAUUUCCAGUUAUGCAGUUGAUCUGUGUAAGAAGAUGAUUGAUAGUGUUAAGAUUGACAACAUAGAGACAACGCCUUAUCUGAGGAUUAUAAGUGAUCUGAUUUUGAACCUUGAGGAAAAGCAAGAUGUGGUUUUCAAAAUUUAUGAACUUGUGCUUCCCACAUUGUUUUACGUUCUGAAAAACCAGAAGUACGAUUUUUACAUCGAAACCUUGGAUAUAAUUAGCAAUAUUCUCUACGUUUUCAAGACAGGUGACCGUAACAUUUUGGAUUUGAUCCGUAUGAUUUUAGAGUCCGAUCAAAAAGAGCUGAUAAACUGUUCCGAGGAGAUGACGUAUCUCCUGGAUAACUAUAUCAGUCACUGCGCGGUAUCAAACCUGGACAAAAUAGUGAGUUUUAUCGAUGCUUUGUGUUACCAGGACGAUGAAUACUUGUUUGAUGAAGAUUUCAUUAAUGGAUGUCGAAUAAUCGAGAGCCUGAUUCUAAACGGAAAGUAUAUUGCUGAUGUCAACUAUAUGGAGCACUUCCUGAAGGUAGUCUUCGACAAUUAUUCAAAGCUGGAUAACAACAGCCUUGUCUAUGGCCUAGAGACUCUUCUUAAUGCCCUGAACGUUGACACCUGCUCGGGUGGCACAAGAGUGUACACGAUAUUGAAACCGAACAUGGAUGUGUACAUACAGGACAUGUAUAAUGUCAAAAAGCGAUUCAGCAGGGUGCACGACAAAAAGAUAGGGCUGUUGUUCUGUGCGAAUAUCAUGCGUUUUGAAGAAAAUUUCGAAGUUACAAGGUUCUUGGCGCUCUUCACUCACCUUCUCUACACUUAUGAUCAGGCCGAGGUACUGCGCCAGAGAAUAAAGAGCAACGAACAGGCAGAGGAUGAUGUUGAAACAGAGUACGACGAGAGCGAUGAAUAUCUGGAGGAGGACGUGUAUUUUGUGACACCCCUUGAAAAUAUCAACGUUAAGGGCUUUUUGCGGUCAAUAUUGCCGUCUCUAGAAAACGGUACGUUUGGAUACAAAGUUUUUAGCGCGAUGGAUCCAAGAGAAAAAGAAAGAGUAUUGGCAAUUAUUAAUAAUUAAAUCUAUUUUAACUA
Vavraia culicis subsp. floridensis is the source of this 2480-nucleotide messenger RNA. RefSeq lists its product as uncharacterized. Gene Ontology annotation, cellular component: nuclear envelope; cytosol. The record is from RefSeq and is a predicted model, not a curated record. Bases 1 to 2466 code for a protein of 821 amino acids. Gene Ontology annotation, biological process: protein import into nucleus. The transcript has a single exon. Lineage: Eukaryota; Fungi; Microsporidia; Pleistophoridae.